UUCUUGGUUUCCCCCCGUCGUCUCCCUCUGUCGACGCCGUCCCUUCUACAACAAUCAUGUCUGCCACUGCUGGAAAGCCCAUUAAAUGCAAAGCCGCUGUCUGUUGGGGCGCGGGUGAACCCCUCAAAAUCGAGGAGGUUGAAGUAGCGCCUCCAAGAGCUCACGAAGUUAGGAUCAAGAUAUUACAUACCGGUAUUUGUCACACAGACGAAUAUACUCGAAGUGGAAAAGACCCUGAGGGUCUCUUCCCUGUUAUUUUGGGACAUGAAGGCGGGGGAAUGGUCGAGUCGGUUGGUGAAGGUGUGACCAGUGUCGCUGUUGGCGAUCAUGUUGUUCCUUUGUACACAGCUGAGUGCAGAGAGUGCAAAUUUUGCAAGAGUGGAAAGACCAAUCUUUGCGGCAAAGUCCGCUCCACUCAAGGCCAGGGUUUGAUGCCCGACAGCACGAGUCGUUUCAGCAUUGACGGCAAGCCUAUCCAUCACUUUAUGGGGACCUCAACGUUCUCUCAAUAUACCGUCGUGGCAGACGUCUCCGUUGUAGCUGUUGACAAGAAAGCAUCCCUCGAGAAAGUCUGCCUUCUCGGCUGUGGUAUCACUACCGCUUGGGGUUCGGUCGUCAAACAGCCUGGAAUCAAGGGAUCUACCGUUGCAGUCUUUGGCUGCGGUGCCAUCGGUCUUGGCGUCAUUAACACUUCUGCUCUCGUCCACGCAAGUCGUAUAAUCGCAAUCGACACCAACCCAGGUAAAGAAUCAUGGGCUAAAAAGUUUGGUGCACACGAAUUCGUCAAUCCCACCAAGCUACCCGAGGGAAAGAGAAUUCAAGACUACUUGAUCGAGAUUACCGAUGGAGGGCUUGAUUACACGUUCGAUUGUACCGGUAACGUUCAUGUGAUGAGAGCUGCACUUGAGGCUUGCCACAAGGGAUGGGGUGUGUCUACCAUUAUUGGGGUUGCAGCUGCUGGGCAGGAGAUCUCUACGAGACCUUUCCAACUCGUUACGGGGCGCACCUGGCGUGGGUCGGCGUUCGGUGGAGUCAAGGGUCGUACCGAGAUUCCUGGUCUUGUCGAGGAUUAUCUCAGUGGCAAAGUCAAGAUAGACGAAUAUGUCACACACCACAGGAAAUUGUCGGAAAUUAAUGAAGGAUUCCAUGACAUGCAUGCUGGUGAUUGCAUUCGUUGUGUGGUUGACAUGGAGCAGCAGUAA
Molecule: messenger RNA, 1202 nt
Organism: Marasmius oreades (fairy-ring Marasmius)
Lineage: Eukaryota; Fungi; Basidiomycota; Agaricomycetes; Agaricales; Marasmiaceae
Gene: FDH1
Product: formate dehydrogenase (NAD+)
Exons: 11
Coding region: 57-1202 (381 amino acids)
Biological process (GO): formaldehyde catabolic process
Cellular component (GO): cytosol
Molecular function (GO): zinc ion binding; S-(hydroxymethyl)glutathione dehydrogenase [NAD(P)+] activity
Source: RefSeq, a predicted model, not a curated record